Messenger RNA from Ochotona curzoniae (black-lipped pika), 5112 nucleotides. It is a transcript of the gene SMAD9, whose product is annotated as SMAD family member 9. Lineage: Eukaryota; Metazoa; Chordata; Mammalia; Lagomorpha; Ochotonidae. Gene Ontology annotation, biological process: transforming growth factor beta receptor signaling pathway; regulation of transcription by RNA polymerase II; anatomical structure morphogenesis. Gene Ontology annotation, molecular function: I-SMAD binding; RNA polymerase II cis-regulatory region sequence-specific DNA binding; DNA-binding transcription factor activity, RNA polymerase II-specific. Bases 191 to 1624 code for a protein of 477 amino acids. The transcript is spliced from 6 exons. Gene Ontology annotation, cellular component: heteromeric SMAD protein complex. The record is from RefSeq and is a predicted model, not a curated record.
AUUCAGACGCUUCGGAGGUCAGCACUCUUCUCGCCUGGAAUCCAUCACAGUUGCUUCUGGAAGGCAAGACAGAUUUGUACCCAUGACACUCCAGGAGAGAUACCUGCCGCCGGCUGCCUGAGGGCCUCCUCUCCCGUGAAGGGCCCUGGAUCUGGUUUCCUUGUGCUCUGGACACCCGAGGUCCCCGCUUAUGCACUCCAGCACCCCCAUCAGCUCCCUCUUCUCCUUCACCAGCCCCGCAGUGAAGAGGCUGCUUGGCUGGAAGCAAGGAGAUGAGGAGGAGAAGUGGGCGGAGAAGGCCGUGGACUCUCUGGUGAAGAAACUCAAGAAGAAGAAAGGAGCCAUGGACGAGCUGGAGCGGGCCCUCAGCUGCCCGGGACAGCCCAGCAGGUGCGUCACCAUCCCCCGAUCCCUGGAUGGGCGGCUGCAGGUGUCGCACCGCAAGGGGCUGCCCCACGUGAUUUAUUGCCGCGUGUGGCGCUGGCCGGAUCUCCAGUCCCACCACGAGCUGAAGCCACUGGAGUGCUGCGAGUUCCCAUUCGGUUCCAAGCAGAAGGAAGUGUGCAUCAACCCUUACCACUACCGCAGGGUGGAGACCCCAGUGCUGCCUCCAGUCCUAGUGCCCCGGCACAGUGAAUAUAACCCCCAGCUCAGCCUGCUGGCCAAGUUCCGCAGCGCCUCCCUGCACAGCGAGCCGCUCAUGCCGCACAAUGCCACCUACCCGGACUCCUUCCAGCAGCCUCCGUGCUCUGCACCCCCACCCUCGCCCAGCCACAUGUUCUUGCAGUCCCCCUGCACCGCCAGCUACCCCCACUCCCCGGGAAGUCCUGCAGAGCCCGACAGCCCGUAUCAGCACUCAGCAGACACCGGACCACCUCACUACAGGUGGUGCUCGCCGCCAAGUGGCAGGUUUUAUACGGUCACAAGGCAGCCAGCCUGGUUUUGCAGCCAGCUCUCUAACUGCGCCUUGUGCUGCUGUCCUCUGGGUCCCUUUCUUUCAGACUUCCGGCCUGUUUGCUACGAGGAGCCCCAGCACUGGUGCUCAGUGGCCUACUACGAACUGAAUAACCGAGUGGGGGAGACGUUCCAGGCCUCCUCUCGCAGCGUGCUCAUCGACGGCUUCACAGACCCCUCCAACAACAGGAACAGAUUCUGUCUUGGACUCCUUUCUAAUGUAAACCGAAACUCCACGAUAGAAAACACCAGAAGACACAUAGGAAAGGGUGUGCACUUGUACUACGUCGGGGGAGAGGUAUACGCAGAGUGCGUGAGUGACAGCAGCAUCUUUGUGCAGAGCCGAAACUGCAACUAUCAGCACGGCUUCCACCCGGCCACUGUCUGCAAGAUCCCCAGCGGGUGCAGCCUCAAGGUCUUCAACAACCAGCUCUUUGCUCAGCUGCUUGCUCAGUCAGUUCACCAUGGCUUUGAGGUCGUUUAUGAGCUAACAAAGAUGUGUACCAUCCGGAUGAGCUUUGUGAAGGGUUGGGGAGCCGAGUAUCACCGCCAGGAUGUCACGAGCACCCCCUGCUGGAUUGAGAUCCAUCUUCACGGGCCACUGCAGUGGUUGGAUAAAGUUCUGACUCAGAUGGGCUCGCCACAUAAUCCUAUUUCCUCAGUGUCUUAACAGUCAUGUCUUAAAACUCCAUUUCCAUAGGAGGGAUGCUGUUGCGGCCAGUGGCUUACAUGGUUUCAGAUUUGCAACUCCUGGAAGUUUCUACAUGCAUGUGUAAAUAUGUAUAAUGUACACUGUUUGUUGUUGUUUUUUUGUUGUUGUUUUUAAUCACCAUUUGUUUUGUGCUGUCUCAUUAACUCAGUGCCGGCACACUGCAGUUAGCAAAGCAGACUUUUGUUGCUUGUGCUGCAAGCAGCAGCAGCAGCAGCAGCUUCUCUUAUAAGAGUAGACAAAUAAAAGGCAACGGCGUCAAUGGAGUUUGGAGGGUGCGGGCAGAAUCAAGGGCACGCUGCACGACCUGAACAGAGACGUCAUGGAAACUGUGUAUAAAGCAAAAUCAGGUUUCAGCAGCACAAAAGCGUUUGGAGACAAAACAAAGCCGUCCAACCCGUAUGGUGUCAGUAAUCUCACUGGCAGUGCUGCCGGCCCUGGAAAAUCAAACUUGUAUUCUGAAUUAUGGGAGACAAGCUGUAUAAACUUUAUGUUGUUGCAACUGAAAUACAUGGACUAGCCUGCUGAUAGGCGUGGUACUUGUUCAAAUAGAUUUCAGCUGUGGCUGGAAAAGAACUUGCAGCCUGAUGGAUCCUGUUGCUCAGACUGCCAUUGUGUGUGUGUGUGUGUGUGUGUGUGUGUGUGUGAAAAUGAGUUGAAUGAGGGAAAGUAAAGAUGGCAGUAGCAUGAAAUGUGCUGUGUUCCCAGGUGACAAUCUAAGUCCAGGACUAGUGCAGGAGCCACCCAAGGAGACACCUCUGGCUUUCUACCUAGGAAAUCAGGCUCCUGUUCUCCCAGCUGUUCAUGUCAGACAGUCCUUCAGCUCUGUGAGAUAGCAUGGUGUGCCAUGACACCAGGGACUCUCAGUCCAGUGUAGAGGAGAAGCAGAUAAAAUAAAAGGGCUGGACAAAGGAGCAUACGCUUCUAUCUGCUCACAUUCCCACACCAGUGUCUCUGGGUCAGGGCACUCUUUGGGCCACACUUUCUUUCCUCUUGGUGAAUAUUAGCUAUUUACAGAUGUCAAAAAUAGUGGUAAGGCCAUUAAGGAAGCCUACAUUAUUAGAUCAAAUGUAUGAGCUAAUUAGAGUCUCUAUUGAUUAAAAUAUCAAGUGAUCAAAUCUGACAUUCUCUUAACAGAAACUAAAGUUUCCUACUUGGAAAUAAUGUCUCAAGGGAAACGAUAAUCAUUUUAUAACCCUCUAUAGUGUGGUGUUGAGAGAACAGUGGUACUUAAUUAUAGGCCAUUCCUUAAAAAGCGCCAUGAUAUUAAAAGCCUGUCCUUGUUCUUCUUCGGGUGAUGGAGGAAAUGUCUAGGUACUUUCAUAUUUAUAUACUUACCAUCUAGUAAACACUGCGUUGCUUGGAGAAGUAUGUCACACCCUCUUCAAAAUGUUCAUUUAAGAUGCUGUCAUGCUUGUAACAAACAGUACUUCCCUAAUCCAAGAAGUUUCUUCACUUACACGUUCUGUCUCAGCUCUUUGUACCGUUAGUGCGCAUGGUAGUCAUUUCUCAAUAAACUACUCAAGGUAGAGCUGAUCAUGUGAAAAAGAUACACGAGUGAGCUGCUACUAUCCCACCUCCCAUCACCACUAGUGUUAUUGAAUAGAUGCCUUCAUAUAUACAAUAGAAAAUUGUGUCUUGAAACCAAGUGACCCAGUUAGUGUUUAGAAAAGCCCCUAGCUUAUCAGUUCAUCAACUAUGUAUUGCACACUUCUGCCUGGUAGAUGCCAUGUUAGGUUCUGUUGAGAUAGCCCAGUCCUUGAAGGCUGAGAGUUCUGCAUAGCGACACCUUUGCGUCUGAAACUUUAAAACAGAACAAAAGACAUACUUUUUUUUUUUGCUUGAAAAAUAUAAUUGACUUCUUAAAUAAUACUCUUCCAAAAUGGUUAUUUCCUUUCCCUUCUGAUUAAUCAGGAAAUGGGUUCCUUGGUUAAAUGCUCCUUUUCCUCUGUAUCUGAAAGUUGCUUUUACUUCUCCUUUCUUCUUGCUUCUCUUUUUAUGAUACUCCCUGACUCUCCAUUUCUUGGAAAAAUCGUUAAUAUGGUGAGUCUCAGAUGAAUCCAAACCCAUGGGAGAGCUUCAGGAACAUGCAGUCUUAGCUCCAGGGAUGAAAUACAGCUUCCUGAUUUCUUCACCCCGCCAUCAGACUCACCUCCAGCCCUCCUGAACCUUUACAGAAUUCGCUGGAGCUAGUGACUUCUAAAUAUCAUUAAACAACAGAACACCUAAACCCCUUGAAUUUUCAUGCAUCCUUACGGAAUCUGAACAAUAUGUCACUGUACCUAAAUUAAUUCUUCAAGAAAUACAUGAUAAAAUUGACACCUAGCAUACCUCACUGAAGGUCUGUAUCAGGAGAACUUUGAAAUUCAGAGAAUCUAGAACUGAUGCGAUGUGAACCUUUGGCGUGACUGUAACACGGUCACAUUUCUUUCUCUUGCUUUUUAUCGCUAAAAGUUCUCAACAAUUGCAGCAACAUACUUGAUUUCAGAAUUUUAAAUGUGGUUACUGAGCACUCAUUCCUUAAAGCAGAUGGUCCAAAAGAAUGCAAGUGUUCUUCUACAGCAUAAAUAGCAAAAUUGACAUGCUAAGUAAGGGUGCCAUAGCUGAGGGUGCCACAGACAAUAAUUGUGAACUAGAGAAAAGCAACAUUUUGAUUGAUUAGAAGAUCCAUGACAUCGGUCAUGUGUUAUUCAAGCCAGUUUUUUUUCCUUUUUCUUUCUUUUUUUUUUUUUGUUUCAUGUUAAGAAAAUGAGAUGUGAAACACUUGUUUGUGCUAGAUGGUCUACUAAUAGCUGUGGGUGUUUGGAACCAUAAAGAUGUCACUCUGUAACAUGUAUACUUUACAUUUUGUUAUUUUUUAAAUACUCAUGAUAAAUAAGGAAAAGUUGGCCAACUAGCUAGCAUUUAGAAUCUCCUUUACUUGUCUUAUAAGACUGGGAACACUUUCUAUUUAAGUAUCUGAUUCUGGUUAUAAUAAGUUGGCUUCAGUUAUCCUUCUGAUGCACUUACACUGUUAUUCAUGGUUUAUAAUAAAGAAUACUGUACCUGUGUCUCUUAGCUCAUUUUUUGGACAAGUUUUGUGGAACUAUAUGGAUACCUCUGUAACAGCAACACAUUAACUAAAGCAUUUAUAAAUAUCGCUUGUUAGACUUUAAGCUUCUGCUUAAUGUUGGAUGUGUCUGGAAUAUUUGGAAUAUUUACUCAAGAAAUCAAGCAAAAUGUAAUAUGCAUUCCAUUGUUUUUCUUUCCUUGUUAAGAUUUAACAGCUGAACUGUAGGACAAGUUAGGUAAUCCUUGUGUAUGUUAAAGUUAGUCCACGUUAAUAGCAAAGAAACAAACAAAAAGGGAACUAUUCUAUUUGAGUAAAGCAGUGUUUUGAUUCAGAUAACUUGCCUUCAAAUCCACAAUACUGUUAUUUGAUUGUUUAUAAUAAAGAACACCGCACCUGA